AGAGAGGAGAGAGGAGCACUUACUUUUCACUCCAGUAUCCAGUUUGCUUGCGAGAGCUCUGUAGGUUUGUCUGAUAUCGGCGCUCCUUCAAACCGUAUAUAUCAUUUCCAUCUUACAAUCUACAUAGUUAUAAUCAGGCCAGUCAGAUCGACAAACAAAACUGCGAAACUAACCUAUAAAAGUGAAUGUCUUAUCAGUGAUGUGAUAAAAGGUGGCUCGUUUUGUUCGGUGUGUUUCAAAUUUGGAGUAAGAAUUCUUGUUUCGCAAAAAAUAGCAUUCACACACCUAGUCAAAAAACAUUUCACAGUAAUUAUUGUAAUAAAAGAUGAGUAUUGGAUACAGUGAGACUAGUCAGUACUCAGGGACGUGUAUCGUGCAUUUUGAAAUCACGUGCAAUUGGAUUUAGAUUACAAAUCUGACCGGCUUUAAUACUGAAUUGGAGUGAGUAGCUGAUUUGGGCUCGGUGAUUAUAAAAUCAGGAACUCUUGCUUAUUGUUCACGGAACGCCAAUCGGUAGUUUUCGGAUAAUGUUUGCAGCAACGAUUUGCUGAAUACAAACAGUAGUUCCAGUAUUCACGUGAGGCAAUUAAAGAAGAUCGUUGAACCAUUUUGUCACCUGCAGUAGUCGCAGAAAUGGCUAGCAAACGGAAGCACUCCAUUCCCACGAAGGAAUGCCGAGCUACAAGUCCCGAUCCGCAUGAUCAUGAUGAAGAAUCGUACUCAGUACGCAAUGGUGAUAUGAGGGAUGAGCUGAGCCCAGGUGAGGAGAUUUGGCCAGGCUACGCUGCUACCAAGAAAUGUACUCCACCAGGACCCAGAGAACUAUCGAGUCCCGUUAUCCUGCAGGAUACAGGAUCAGUGCACGAUGAGACUUCAUCCAGUGGAAACAAAGAAGACGAUGAUGAUGACGAUGAGGACGUCGAUGAUCUGAAAACUCUUCCUCACGAUCCUGAGCGACUCAAGGCGUUCAAUAUGUUCGUUCGUCUUUUCGUUGACGAGAACCUGGAUCGCAUUGUACCAAUCUCGAAGCAGCCGAAGGAGAAGAUUCAAGCGAUUAUUGAUUCUUGUACAAGGCAAUUUCCUGAAUUUGCGGAGCGCGCCAGGAAGAGAAUCCGCACCUAUUUGAAGUCUUGUCGGAGAAAUAAGAGGACUAGGGAUCCCACCAACUAUCCUGAAUCGGUGCGUCCGACGCCUGCACAUCUGACAUCAGUGCAAGCCGAACAAAUUUUGGCUCAGGCUUGUGAGAACGAGAGCCAUAAUGCAAAGAGAAUGCGCCUGGGAUUGGAACCUGUCAGUCAGCCCAUGCCCAUUAUACCAGCAAGUGAACCAGUGACAACUAGAGCGACCAUGGACCAUCCCCACGCCCAUCCCCACGCGCUCUCCCAUCACCAGCAGCAUCAAUUCUCGCCAAUCGACACCAAAGUUGCUCAAUCGUCGAUCAUCAGCAACAACAACAACAUCAAUAAUAAUAACAACAACAAGUCGGAUAGCCCCAUUAUGGGCCACAAGGCAGAACAGGUGCAAACCUCGCACCAGCAUCUUAUCAAUUCGCAGAGUAUAAGCAGCCACUCUCCGAUGAAUGGGUCACCGUUGUUCAGACAGGCUAGUCAGGUGGCAUUUGCCCGCGGUGGCCAGGCACCUUUCGGCUUCGGAGCUACUCCUUUCGCUCACUCCACUCCGGCACCAAUCAUCGCCAAUGGGCCAACCGAUCUGAGCAUGAAGCAGCAGCAGCAGCAGCAAGGACCCUCUCAGGGCAUAAAGGGUCCGCUUGUCAGUCAUCGACUAAAUCCGACCGAAAUGGCAGCUGUGCGUCAGCUGAUUACAGGCUACAGGGAGUCGGCUGCCUUCCUGUUGCGAUCAGCUGACGAGCUGGAACAGCUGUUGUUGCAGCAGCCAUAACUAGCCGUUACCAUGCAGAGCCAAAGCAUUUUCCACAGGGGCUUCGUAGGUCUGCCCUGAGGACUAUUGACCAAUCCGUCCUCACCGUCUUCUAAUCUAUCUCUGUCAUCCACUUAACCGUAUUUGUUGUACAAUUAAGGAUAGUCAUCGAGUUUCAAGAUGAUUAUCGUAUGACCUGGUUGACUCACAACUCCUUAUUUCAGGGCUCCCAAUAACUGUUCACCUCAAUUAUUCAAAACUUUACUCUGGAAACAAUUGAUGCAGAUAUUCUAAUAGAUUCACAAUAUCUGCCAAUCCAUGUUCUCAAUGAAUGAAUCAAGGGCUCCUAAUUAUUCUACAACACCAACAAGAUCAACGGUUCAAAACUUUACUCUGGAACUAAUUGGUGCAGAUAUUGUAACAUAUUCACAAUAUCCGCCAAUCCAUGUUCUCAAUGAAUGAAUUCAGGGCUCCUAAUCAUUCUACAACACCAACAAGAUCAAUGGUUCAAAACUUUACUCUGGAACUAAUUGGUGCAGCAUUUAUUGUAACAAAUUCACAAUAUCUGCCAAUUUCAAUCCAAAUAUCGGUGUCGUCGUUUACCUAUCUUGCUUAAAAGAACUCAAAACUAAGCUACUUUAUGUCGGUGUUUGAUAGAUGUUUCCAAACCAAUUGAACAAACCUUAACCUAGGUUUGUAUACAUUGUGUAUACAUAUAAUGUAUACAUUGUGCUGUAAAAACCAGCUAGAAAUUUCGUCGAUACUAUUGUGAUGGAUGUCUAAGCUCCUCUAGCUGACUGUACUAAACAUGUUUCAUAGAUAUUGUGUCAAACCCUUAUUAAAAAAAAUAUAAGAAUCUCAGCGACCAGGUCAGAUUUUAUAGAUGUAUAUGUGUGUGGACAUUUUCAAUUCGAUACAUACCUGAUUCAUGUUAUUUGAUGGUACACUAAAUGUUCUAUCUAUCCUCUAUUAAAUGUUCGGUGUUUGCAGAUUUUGAUAUUCGUGGAUGUUUAAAGCUAUUUCCAAACUAUCUGCAUGAAUUCUCUAAAUACUUACCUUUAUCGAGAAUCAGGAAACAUUUUGUUAUCGUUUUAAAUUAUGUUAUUGCACCGUGGAAAAACGACUGAAAUUUAUUUUAUCAUUAUUAGCAUUGAUAGUCGAUUGCAUUUAUGCUGUGAGUGCGUGCUGCAUAAUUUUAUGAAUUUACACACGAAUCAACUAUUCUCUCUUGAAUACAAGUCCCUAUUACAAAGUAUUCCUGUUUUAAAAUUAUACUGGUGACCAAAUUAUUUCUGGUGAUAAUUCAAUCAAUCAUUCAUCAUCAAUGCAACCUGCAUGGAUAUCUCUGAUAUUUUCACAUAAUAUUCAACUUUUUUCUAGCAUGUCAGAUCAGAGUUUGUGAAUUCAACAUAAUACAGUGCAACGUAUGCCAGUCGUCUACCGAUCACUAAUUUACAUCGUUGAAUGCUCUACACGUGGUUGCAAUAUUUUCUUCUGUCAUUGAAGACAGUUUUCUAGCUCUUCCAUUAGGAUUCAUAUCCAAUUCGUUAUCACUCUUGUUCUUAAUAGAUGAAUUGUGUACAUUAAAUUAUGCUUUAUUCAGUUUGGUUAUUUGAGGUGAAGAACGUCUUAUUCAAUCACUUAUUUUCCAGUCAUCUUCUUCUUCUUUCAUUCCAGUUAUUCUGGUUGAUUUUCACUCUUGUCCUAGGUAGAAGAAUGUUGUAUUAUUGAGAACCUUUUUACUGAGCAUGAUGAAUUUAAAAUGGAUAAGUCAUAAUCAGUCAUCUUUGAUCGUUUUCAGUCGUUAUAUGUUAUAUUGAUUUCGUCAUACAUGUUCUUAGUGUGCACAUGAGCGAUUAUUGAGUUUUUUUUUAUUCAGCUUGAUGAUUUGAAAAAGGAGACAUUCAUUGUUUCAGUGUGGGUUGAUUACAUAGAUCGGAACAUUAUUGUUUUUUUGGAGUCUGUAGUAGAUGUGAAGAAAUCUAUCUAACAAACUUAACAUAAUUUUAAUUUAAUUUGCUAGCUUUCCCUAAUAAAGUGUUGAUGAUGAUACUUUACCAACUGUGUAGUAAUUCAUCUAACAAACUUAACAUAAUUCAAGAUCACUUAGCACCUAUUCCACGUUUCAUUUUUAAGAGCAUGGAGGUGACCUCUGAAUUUCUCAGUUAUGCUCAACUUUUGAUAGACUGCUGCUGUAGGUUCGAAUCCCACCAAUCGCAUGGUUGUUCAUGUAAUUAUCACAGUUCAUUUCCCACGCGUAAAAAACUUAUGCGAAUAAAAAGUUUAACCUACAUGAAUCACUCCUGUUUCAACACGACUGAAGCACUGAUAAACUUCAAAAUUUUGCUAGUUCUUCUUAAUAAAAGUGCUGAUGAUGAUACUGUACUAAACAAAAGAUAGAUUGUUGUAAAAUUGGAAUUGACCAAAAAAUCUGCUUGUUUCUUUUGAAGUAAGAAAUGAUAAUACUGCAUUUAACAAUCUUAUUAUAUUUGUUUAAUGUUUGAAAGAAUCAAUGAUCUGAAUGGUUUUUUCAAGUUACCUCAUAAAUAAUUUAUUAUUCAUACAAUACUUUGAAUUUCAAUCUUCUAUUUCAAACGACAUCAUGAUCUCAUGAAAACUAUGGAGCAUUUUCCUUGUGUGGAAUCUACAUCCCUCAAAUCUCAUGACAAAAAAGUAAGACAUUUUUUUAGUGUCGUUUCCAGUUUCAUUUUUAAUUGGACUUCCUUUAACCUUAUACAUCAUGCUUAUUUUCAUCUCUUAUGCCUGGUUCGAAAUGCACAUUGCUCAAAUAUCAUUUGGAAACAACAACACUGUUUCUCUAGACCCCAACAUGAUCGUCAUACGUUCUCAUGACUGUUAAGAAUAUAUUUUAGAAUCUGUUGAGAAUGUUUUUUGACCCACAUUGAUGCUAUGACAGGAAAGCAAGACAUUUUUUUAGUGUCGUUUCCAGUUUCAUUUUUAAUUGGACUUUCUUUAACCCUAUACAUCAUGCUUAUUUUCAUCUCAUAUGCCUGGUUUGAAAUGCACAUUGCUCAAAUAUCAUUUGGAAACAACAACACUGUUUCUCCAGAACCCAACAUGAUCGUCAUACGUUCUCAUGACCUUUGUGAAUAUGUUUUAGAAUCUGUUUUUUGACCCACAUCGAUGCUACGGCAACAGCCCAACAUAUCCUUUAUUUUACACAAUAUUCAUUUUCACAAAUAUUCAUCAAAAGUGUUUUCGUCAGUCGUCUGAGAAGUCGUACUAUGUUGAUGUUUUAGAAGAGUUCUAUCACAAAGAGGAAACUUCCAAAACAAACUUGUCCAUUUCAAUGUUUUCUUCUUGAGCCUCUUGAGGACUUUCAUAUUCUUUGUUUUGUGAAGGUUUCCAUAAGAUCACAAUCUUGGAAAUUCAAAGUUUAGAAAUCGUUUAGUGUAACUUCCUAUAUUGUUGGCUGGAGAGGAUAACGCUUGAUUGUCGAUUGUGAAUGAAUUAACCAUAAAUUAUCUGAGUUCCUGGUUUCUUUGUUCAUAGGGGUCUAUAGAUGAAGGGAAUAUUCAAAGGAGAGCGUAUUUAUUUCCUUCUAGGAAAUAAUAAAUAUUUGAAGGAGAGUACCCUUUGGAUACUUUUAAUCGCCUCAAAACUUGCCACUCCAACUUGUCAUUAUAAUCAUUUCUGAAUUUAUCUCGAAAGCAGUCUGGAAUAAAUUCAAACGUUGGUACUGAUGAAUUUAUAAGAAUAAUUUGCUCAGUUUUGUCAGUCAAGUUUCAGCUCUGCAGCUCAUCAUGAAAUGAUUGGUCACCAGUAAUAAUAAGAUCAACUCUUAUAUUGAGUUUAAUAAUUUCACUAGCCCUAGAAAGGAAAGUGAGUUUCUUAUAUUAUUAUUCUUAUUCUAUUAUUAUUAUUAUCACCUACCAAUUAUUAUUAUUAUUAUCAUCACCUACCAUUUAUUAUUAUUAUUAUUUCUGCUUAGAUCUCCUUUAGUAUGAUGACGCAAAUAUUUUUAAAAUGGAAAAUAAAUCCAGCAUUAUUAUUCUUCUGUUUAUAACCACCUUUUCUUUUGAUCUCUUCAAUAUUUUUUCGUGAAAUUAUUGUCUCACAUACUCUUGCAACAGAAACCAUCCCACAUUUUCGAUAUAUAAUCUGGAUAUAGUAGUAAUGUUAUGCAGAAUGCAUUCAGAAUGCAGAAACAUCAGUUGGACAGUAGAAAUCCAGUAACAUCAAAUGUUCGGUUUGGUAGAGUUACAUCCAACAAGAUUUGGUUUCGGGAGUGGAUAAACAGGGAAAGACUGAUUUUCAAUAUUUAUCCAAAAGUGGAUUUUUGCUGAUUUCUUUACCACCAGAAUUAUUCCUAGUUUGGGAACCAAUGUUCCACUAAAUCUCUCGGCUGUUGGUUUCUUUGUGGAGAUUUUGCAAGUUAUAAUUUUCAGAGAUUCUCAUUCUUAACGAUUUGUUGGACAAAUAUGUCUUCAAAAUAUAGUCCUUUUGUAAAAUUCUAUGCUCGAAUAGAGUCUUUAUAAAUGUUCUAUUUUCUUGAAAUGUUUCUAAAUCAUAUGAAUAUAAUGCUAUGAAAAAUAUUUUAUUAAGGAGAUUAAUGAUGUUGAAUGUGUAUAUGUUUCAAGUCACACUUGUCUAUAUGGAAGGCUAUCGUGUAUCAUUAUUUUCAUUCAAAAAAUUAUAAGAUUUUACACAACUAUAUAUGAGAAAAAUAAACGUUAUGUCGAUGUUAUCUGUUAAUUAAAUAUUUGUGAGAAAAGUUAAUUAAAUAUUUGUGAAGAAAGUUAAUUGAAUAUUUGUGAAGAACGUUUGUUCAAAUCGAUGUCAACUAAUUAAAAAUUCUAUGUAAUAAUAUAUAUGUCCGACAAUUUGGGAAUGAUACAUACCAUUGAAAAACUUGAUGUAUAGAUAAUUUUCUAUCAUCGAAUUCUUCAUGUAGACUUUUUCUAAAUAGAUAUGGAUUUAUAUUUGUCUUCACUUUUCGUAUGUAUGUAGAUUAUUGUAUAUUAUAUUAAAUAUAUAUUUUAUUCGUCAA
This is a messenger RNA of Nilaparvata lugens (brown planthopper), 6889 nucleotides long. Its product is annotated as nucleolar protein 4. The coding region runs from base 634 to 1899 and encodes 421 amino acids. NCBI's taxonomy places the organism in Eukaryota, Metazoa, Arthropoda, Insecta, Hemiptera, Delphacidae. The record is from RefSeq and is a predicted model, not a curated record. The transcript has 10 exons.